AUCCCCCGCCCCGGUAACUUCCCUAGCGAAUAACAAGUACUCAUAAAGUCCCAGUCGCGCAGCCCCUCCCCGCGGGCAGCGCACUAUGCUGCUCGGGUGGGCGUCCCUGCUGCUGUGCGCGUUUCGCCUGCCCCUGGCCACGGCCGGCCCCGCCGCGGCACCUGCCCAGGAUAAAGCCGGGCAGCCUCCGGCUGCUGCAGCGUCUGUCCAGCCCAACCGGCGGCAGGGGGAGGAGGCGCAGGAGCGGGCCGAGCCGCCCGGCCAUCCGCACCCCCUGGCGCCGCAGCACAGAAGCAGCGGGCUCGUGCAGAACAUCGACCAACUCUACUCGGGCGGCGGCAAGGUGGGCUACUUCGUCUACGCGGGCGGCCGGAGGUUCCUCCUGGACCUGGAGCGGGAUGGCUCGGUGGGCGACGCUGGCUUCGUGCCCACAGGGGGUGGGCCGAGCGCGCCCCGGCGCCACCGGGGCCAUUGCUUCUACCGGGGCACCGUGGACGGCAGCCCCCGCUCCCUGGCUGUCUUUGACCUUUGCGGGGGUCUCGAUGGCUUCUUCGCUGUCAAGCACGCGCGCUACACCCUGAAGCCGCUGCUGCGUGGGCCCUGGGCGGAGGCGGAGACCCGGCGCGUGUACGGGGAUGGGUCCGCGCGGAUCCUGCACGUCUACACCCGCGAGAGCUUCAGCUUCGAGGCCCUGCCACCGCGCGCCAGCUGCGAGACCCCCGCGUCCCCGUCGGGGCCCCGAGAGCGUCUCCCUGCACACAGCAGCCCGGCCCACCGCGCAGCACUGACCCUGCAGCUCUCGGACCAGUCCGCUCUCUCGCCGGCUGGGGCCCCAGGACCUCAGACGUGGUGGCGGCGGCGGCGCCGCUCUAUCUCCCGGGCCCGCCAGGUGGAGCUACUCCUGGUGGCUGACGCGUCCAUGGCGCGGAUGUACGGCCGGGGUCUGCAGCAUUACCUGCUAACCCUGGCCUCCAUCGCCAACCGGCUCUACAGCCACGCCAGCAUUGAAAACCACAUCCGCCUGGCCGUGGUAAAGCUGGUAGUGCUGGGCGACAAGGACAAGAGCCUGGAAGUGAGCAAGAACGCGGCUACCACGCUCAAGAACUUUUGCAAGUGGCAGCACCAGCACAACCAGCUGGGAGAUGACCAUGAGGAGCACUAUGACGCGGCCAUCCUGUUUACUCGGGAGGAUUUAUGUGGGCAUCAUUCAUGUGACACCCUGGGAAUGGCAGACGUUGGGACCAUAUGUUCUCCGGAGCGCAGCUGUGCUGUGAUUGAAGAUGAUGGUCUCCAUGCAGCUUUCACUGUGGCUCACGAAAUUGGUCAUCUUCUUGGCCUCUCCCAUGACGAUUCCAAAUUCUGCGAAGAAAAUUUUGGUUCCACAGAAGAUAAGCGCUUAAUGUCUUCCAUCCUAACCAGCAUUGAUGCAUCCAAGCCCUGGUCUAAAUGCACUUCGGCCACCAUCACAGAAUUCCUGGACGAUGGCCAUGGCAACUGUUUGCUGGACCUACCACGAAAGCAGAUCCUGGGCCCUGAAGAACUCCCAGGACAGACCUACGAUGCCACUCAACAGUGCAACCUGACUUUCGGACCCGAGUACUCUGUGUGUCCUGGCAUGGACGUCUGUGCUCGCCUGUGGUGUGCCGUGGUGCGCCAAGGCCAGAUGGUGUGUCUGACCAAGAAGCUUCCUGCUGUGGAAGGGACACCUUGUGGGAAGGGGAGGAUCUGCCUGCAGGGCAAGUGUGUGGACAAAACCAAGAAAAAGUAUUAUUCGACAUCAAGCCAUGGCAACUGGGGGUCCUGGGGGUCCUGGGGCCAGUGUUCUCGCUCAUGUGGGGGAGGAGUACAGUUUGCCUAUCGCCACUGCAAUAACCCUGCCCCCAGAAACAAUGGCCGCUACUGCACAGGGAAGAGAGCCAUCUACCGUUCCUGCAGUGUCACGCCCUGCCCCCCCAAUGGUAAAUCUUUUCGUCAUGAGCAGUGCGAGGCCAAAAAUGGCUAUCAGUCUGAUGCUAAAGGAGUCAAAACCUUCGUGGAGUGGGUUCCCAAAUACGCAGGUGUCCUGCCAGGGGACGUGUGCAAACUGACGUGCAGAGCCAAGGGCACCGGCUACUAUGUGGUGUUUUCUCCAAAGGUGACUGAUGGGACUGAAUGCAGGCCAUACAGUAAUUCUGUCUGCGUCCGGGGGAAGUGUGUACGAACUGGCUGCGAUGGCAUCAUUGGUUCCAAGCUGCAGUAUGACAAGUGUGGAGUGUGCGGAGGAGACAACUCCAGUUGUACAAAGAUUAUUGGAACCUUCAAUAAAAAAAGCAAGGGUUACACUGACGUUGUGAGGAUCCCCGAAGGGGCAACCCACAUAAAAGUUCGACAGUUCAAAGCCAAAGACCAGACUAGAUUCACUGCCUACUUAGCCCUGAAAAGGAAAAACGGUGAGUACCUUAUCAAUGGAAAGUACAUGAUCUCCACAUCAGAGACUAUCAUUGACAUCAACGGAACCGUCAUGAACUACAGUGGCUGGAGCCACAGGGAUGACUUUCUGCACGGGAUGGGCUACUCAGCCACAAAGGAAAUUCUGAUAGUGCAGAUUCUUGCAACAGACCCAACUAAAGCAUUAGAUGUUCGUUACAGUUUUUUUGUUCCCAAGAAGUCCACUCAGAAAGCAAACUCUGUCACCAGCCAUGGCAGCAACAAAGUGGGAUCCCACACUUCACAGCUGCAGUGGGUGACAGGCCCAUGGCUGGCCUGUUCCAGGACCUGUGACAUGGGCUGGCACACCAGGACCGUGCAGUGCCAGGACGGAAACCGGAAGUUAGCGAAAGGAUGUCUUCUCUCUCAGAGGCCUUCUGCGUUUAAGCAAUGUUUGCUAAAGAAGUGUUAGCCUGUGGUUAUGGUCUUCUGCACAAAGAUAACUGGAAGAUUCAUCACUGAUACAGUCACGGUGAACAAAAGGUCUACCUAACGUACAGACAGUCGUGCAUAGGUGUCAUUGUCAACAAGAGUCGAAUUAUGGGCAGAAUCUGCUCUCUGCGACCAAAAGAUGUGCACUGCUUCACAUGACAAUGGUGACCUUGGAAUAAAGAAAAACUUGGGAGUUAUUGAACAUCCCCUGGACCUACAAGAAUGAAAAGAAACACAGAUGAAUGUAGAAUCAGGGGACAUUUGAAGAUAACAUACAGUCUCCCACUUGUCACCUACCUCUUACAGAAUGUCUUUAAAGGCAUCAUAAUCAUUUUCACCCAUGAUACACAGUAGCUUAUUUUUACUGUUUGUAAAUAUAUUCUCCCUUGGUAUGUCACUUUAUAU
Galeopterus variegatus (Sunda flying lemur) is the source of this 3303-nucleotide messenger RNA. RefSeq names its product ADAM metallopeptidase with thrombospondin type 1 motif, 5 (gene ADAMTS5). Gene Ontology annotation, molecular function: zinc ion binding; metalloendopeptidase activity. NCBI's taxonomy places the organism in Eukaryota, Metazoa, Chordata, Mammalia, Dermoptera, Cynocephalidae. Gene Ontology annotation, biological process: extracellular matrix organization; proteolysis. The record is from RefSeq and is a predicted model, not a curated record. The transcript is spliced from 8 exons. The coding region runs from base 86 to 2878 and encodes 930 amino acids.